Molecule: messenger RNA, 2910 nt
Organism: Lodderomyces elongisporus
Lineage: Eukaryota; Fungi; Ascomycota; Pichiomycetes; Serinales; Debaryomycetaceae
Gene: ASG1
Product: Asg1p
Exons: 1
Coding region: 1-2910 (969 amino acids)
Biological process (GO): positive regulation of transcription by RNA polymerase II; DNA-templated transcription
Cellular component (GO): nucleus
Molecular function (GO): zinc ion binding; sequence-specific DNA binding; DNA-binding transcription factor activity, RNA polymerase II-specific
Source: RefSeq, a predicted model, not a curated record
AUGAGUGAUAAUAAUAAUAAUAAUAAUAAUCAUUAUAAUCAGAAUAAUAGCACUAAUCAUAAUACUACUGCUACUACUAAUAAUAAGAGCUCGCCCCCGAAGAAACAAGAUAGGCAAGAUAGUCAUGAUAGUGGAGUUUCUCCUACGCAGCCAUUUUCUGCCUCGCCGUCUGUUCCUGUUGCAACCAAGAAAGCUACAUCAGAGAAUAAACGAAGAAGAGUAACUCGAGCAUGCGAUACAUGCAGGUCGAAAAAAGUAAAGUGUGAUGGCCGUCAACCUUGUAUUCAUUGCACCGUAUACUCGUUUCGUUGCACUUAUGAUGAACCAAAUAUCAGAAACAAAAGGACUACCGCAAUCCCCAAGCCAGCAGAACCCAAUGUCGCAGCACUCCAAGUUGCCGCCCAAGCAGCGGCGGCAACAGGAACUAGAAAUUAUAGUUUAAAUGGCGUACCCAUUGACUCAUUGCCCACUAAAAACUUAGUUAUUGCACAACAAAUCAUUGGAACAUUGUUGCCUAAAUUGCAAAUCAAUUUGUUUGAUCAAAAUGUAAAAUUUGACCUCGAUCGAUUUCAGAAAGCCACGCAGUACAUGGAGCUGAAACAAUCUUUGAUCUCAUCAGGUUUAAACGAGAUUGUCGACUUGAUGCAAGAUCCCAAUGCCAAUAUCCCUCUAGCUCUGGCGCCCACACAAGCACAUCCUAAACGGUUAUCAAUUAGUUUACAGUCUGAUGACUCAGCAGUUCCUCCCUCUCCUUGUGAGAUUAAGUUAGACCUUCCAAGUAAAGAAAGGACCCUCGAAUUAAUAUUCACUACGUGGACCAAAGCUUGUGUUUUGUUUAGAUUUUAUCAUAGACCAUCAUUAUUGGAGGAGAUUGAUUUGUUGUACUCGCUUGAUCCUUCGCAAUAUGGCGAUCGACAACAAAAGUUUCUACCCUUUUUGUAUUCUAGUCUUGCGUGUGGCUCGUUGUUUAGCAAGACACCUUAUACACAAUCAACUGCAAACGAUAGUUUAGAGGAUGAUGGAUUCAAGUACUUUUUGGAGGCAAGAAAAUUGAUUGAUAUUAGUAAUGUGGGUGAUACUAAUUCGAUACAAACGAUAAUUAUGAUGAUUAUUUAUUUGCAAUGCUCUGCCAGAUUAUCCACUUGCUACUCGUACAUUGGUAUAGCUUUGAGAAGUGCAUUGAAGGAGGGAUUGCACAGAAAUCUAUCCGUUUUCCAAAACUCUAAACGCAAGUUGGAUCCAAUCGAAGUAGAUACCAGAAAAAGAAUGUUUUACACGAUAUACAAGAUGGAUAUCUACAUAAAUUCACUUUUGGGACUCCCUCGAUCCUUAGCCGAGGACGAGUUUGAUCAAGAGAUUCCGGUCGACUUGGACGAUGAGAAUAUUACUCGGACUGGUUAUGAUUUUGAGAAACAAAAUGGCAGAUUGAGUUCUGCUGGAUGUGCAAACCACCAUACAAGACUUAUGUUCAUCAUGUCCCACAUUAUUAAGAAAUUGUAUCCUGUGAAGGUUGUCCAUAGUGCAGAAAGCUCAGGGUCAGACGAUAUUCAUCAAAAUGUCACUGAGCUCGAGAUGGAGUUGAAAGUUUGGUUAAACAAUUUGCCCCAAGAAUUGCAACCAACAGACCCCAACUCAAACAAAAUCGAUGUACCUAAACGAUUUGUGCUUGCAAAUUGUUACUUACAGUUGGCUUUUUUGAAUUGUCAAAUUAUGCUUUACCGUCCAUUCAUUCAUUACAUUAGCGAUUCAAGAAGCGGUAACGCUUCUGAUCCUAGAUCAUUGAUUAGAGGUCGAAACUGUAUCAAGAUUGCUCGAAUGGUUGUUAAGUUGGCUAACAAAAUGAUUGACGAGAAGUUGCUCAUUGGAACCUACUGGUUUUCCAUGUAUACUAUUUUUUUCAGCAUAGCCUGUUUGGUAUACUACUAUCAUUUCACGAGUUCCCGCAGCAACAAUGGAUUGGGUGCCAACUACGCCGGCGUUUUGUUUGAUGAUGAUUUGAAUAUUGAUAUUGUGAGAAAGGAUAUCGAAAUUGGGAAAAAAGUGUUGGACUGCUUAAAGAAUUCUUCAAAUAGUUCAUUGAGGAUUUACAAUAUUCUUAAUACAUUAUUUGAGCAACUCAAUAGGAAAACAGCUUCAAGGUCAUUAGUUAGAAAACCAAUUAACGAGCAACUGCCGGUAGCCAAUGAGGCCAUACUUCAAGAACAAGCCGAGAAACUUCAAUCGAGCAAUGUUCAAGCCACUUUUCAAAACUUUGACAACAAUAAUCAGUAUUAUCAAAGCAAUAAAAGAGAUGACUUGGGUCAACUAUUCAAGAAUCAUAAUCUUGCGCGAUUUCAUGCACACUCGGAGAUUCCUCAAGAAGUGACAAAUAUUGCGAAAAUGGGUCCUGGUAAAGAUGAGGAAAACCAGGAGGUUGGCGGUAAUUCAGGUGCAGCGUUGGGAUCCAACUAUAUUCCGGGAGUGUUUGACAAGUUGGAUGCACAAAUAUUUGGAAAGAUUUUGCCUCCCUAUAUGGCUGAAAAGAAUGAGAUGUUGAAUAAUAUACACCAGAUGCAUAACAGACAACCAGGUGAAAUCCAAGGACAAAUGCACGGACAAAGCGGGGAACAAGAUCACGUACAACAACAGGGACAACAACAACAAAAGUUGAAAGAAGAGCAAAAUUAUUUUCCAAACGAACAAUACACUGGAGAUGGCAUGAGCCACCAAAAUUUCAACCAAAGUACUGGAGUACCUGCAUAUCAACCACAACCACAAGCACAAAAUCAGUCAACGGAGCCAAAUAGCAAUGACAUUAAUUCUGGCAUAUCCGAUGACAUUCUAGAUUUUGAUGAAAUUAUAGCCCAGUUGAAUGGUGUCGAUGGAUACGCCGAUGGGACAAACUCAAUAGACUACCUAGCUCCUUUUUAA